This is a messenger RNA of Zea mays, 1374 nucleotides long. Its product is annotated as transcription factor HEC2. The transcript has a single exon. The record is from RefSeq and is a predicted model, not a curated record. Gene Ontology annotation, molecular function: protein dimerization activity; DNA-binding transcription factor activity. Lineage: Eukaryota; Viridiplantae; Streptophyta; Magnoliopsida; Poales; Poaceae. Gene Ontology annotation, biological process: regulation of DNA-templated transcription. The coding region runs from base 236 to 991 and encodes 251 amino acids.
UGGUCUUUGUUUGGCUAACACCUGCAAUCUCUUAUAAAUAGCACCUCACCUUUAGCAACAUGGUAACCGCGCGCACAAUAUCCCGAUCCUUUCAUUCAUACAUACAUAAACCACCGGAGAGGACAGGCUUGCUAGCUGCUGGCUCUGCACCCUGAUCUCUUUCUCCAGUUCCACUUGACUGACGACAACCCCUGACUCUUUGAGGACAAAGUUGCCAUCCAUACCAAGGCCGUGGAUGGACUUGGACAUGCUGAAUUCUCACCCGGAGGCGCAGCUGGAGCUGAUGAACGCAAUGCUCCAGCUGGAGCAGCUCGCCGGGUUCCCUCUCCAUGACCACGGCGGGGCCAUAAUGAUGGCGGUGCCUUCGACUCCCCCGUCGCCGCCGCCGCCGCCGGGCAUGCAGCAGCAAGCAGCUACUCACCACCACCAUCUCUCUUCGGUGCCUCGUCACAUGUCCGCGGGCGCCACCGCCAACAACAACGGCCGUGCCGGCGUGUACGACGACCACCAGUACCCCCGGCAGGUCAGAGUCACAGCCGCGUCGUCGUCGUCGUGCUCGUGCAACGACGGCGGCAGCAGCGGAGAGAUCAGCGCCACCGCCGCUGCCGCCGUCGGGUCAUCGUCGUCGUCGUCGGCGAUGCGGGAGAUGGUCUUCCGCGUGGCGGCGCUGCAGCCGGUGAACAUCGAGCCGGAGAUGGUGCGGCCCCCGAAGCGGCGCAACGCGCGCAUCUCCACCGACCCGCAGAGCGUGGCGGCGCGGGUGCGGCGGGAGCGCAUCAGCGAGCGCAUCCGCGUCCUGCAGCGCCUCGUCCCGGGCGGCACCAAGAUGGACACCGCGUCCAUGCUGGACGAGGCCAUCCACUACGUCAAGUUCCUCAAGACGCAGGUGCAGUCCCUCGAGCGCGCCGCCGCGGCCGACGCCCGCCGCCCGGUACCAGACAACGGUGGCGCCGCGCCCUACUCAUCCGCCCGCAUCAACGGCCAGUGGUAGAUCGAUGAAGUCGAUGGCACUGCUGCACCACCCUCUAGAGUCUAGAGUCUAGAUGACGGUUCCUAGCCUCUCCGCUCUCCGGCAGGCAGGCAUGCGUGCAUGCAUGGCCUUGGUGUGUUCGAUCAUUAAUCGCCAUCGGACCUGGAGCUCUGCACGCACACAACGACAUAACGCGUGUGCGCGUCGGCAACACUGCUUGCACAAUCCUAUGUGCGAAUUAAAGAAGAUCAGAUGAACUUGGGUAGCAUUUUUACUAGUACUAGUACUACUACGACCUAGAAGUAGAAAUGGUCGGUGGUGUUUUACUGCCGUUGUAUUGUAUGUUUUGCGAUUAGCUAGACUCGCAGCACAUGCAGCUUGUACAUUGCACGCAUCCCAUUCCC